AUGGAAUUUCCUAAUGGAGAGCACUCUCGUGAGCUACUUCAAGCUCAAGCUCACAUAUGGAACCAAAUAUUCAACUUCAUAAACUCUAUGUCACUUAAAUGUGCAAUUCAACUAGGCAUACCAGAUGUCAUCCACAGCCAUGGCCGUCCUAUGACCCUAUCUGAGUUGGUAGAUGCUCUUCCAAUCCAUCACACAAAAGCCCAAUUCAUCUAUCGCCUGAUGUGCAUCCUGAUUCAUUCUGGCUUUUUUGUCAGGCAAAAGAUCUCAGAAAAUGAUGAAGAAGGAGGUUAUUUGCUCACACUAGCCUCUCAGCUCCUCCUAAAGGAUGAGCCCUUUAGCGUGACACCCCUUUUGCUAGCCAUGCUUGAUCCCAUUUUGAUAAAUCCAUGGCACCAUGUGAGUGAGUGGUUCCAAAAUGAUGAUCCCACGCCAUUUCAUACAACUCAUCGGAGGACACUUUGGGACUACACAUGCCAUGAACCAAAGCUUAACCAUUUGAUUAAUGAUGCCAUGUCUAGUGAUGCCCGGUUGGUCACUAGCGUGGUGGCUAGAGAUUGCAAGGGGAUGUUCGAGGGAUUCAAUUCCCUCGUGGACGUUGGCGGUGGCAUAGGGACAGUUGCCAAGGCCAUCGCAGAUAAAUUCCCACAUUUGAAAUGCAUCGUGUUUGAUCUCCCACAUGUUGUGGCCGACCUCGAAGGGACUGAGAACUUGAGCUAUGUUGGAGGAGACAUGUUUGAGGCUAUUCCUCCUGCAGAUGUUGUUUUUCUAAAGUGGAUCUUACAUGAUUGGAGCGAUGAAGAGAGCCUGAGGAUACUAAAGAAAUGUAGAGAGGCAAUCCCAAGUAAGGACAAGGGAGGAAAGGUUAUAAUCAUCGAAAUGAUUAUGCAAAAUCAAAAAGGAGAUGACAAAUCGAUUGAAACACAACUCUUUUUUGACAUGUUGAUGAUGGCUGUCGUGACAGGUAGGGAGAGAAAUGAGAAAGAGUGGGCAAAACUCUUCUUUGAUGCUGGCUUUAGUGACUAUAAAAUUACUCCUAUUUUAGGCUUGAGGUCUGUUAUUGAGAUCUAUCCUUGA
This is a messenger RNA of Ilex paraguariensis (yerba mate), 1074 nucleotides long. NCBI's taxonomy places the organism in Eukaryota, Viridiplantae, Streptophyta, Magnoliopsida, Aquifoliales, Aquifoliaceae. The record is from the annotation of a GenBank genome assembly.